AUGUCGAGAUCGGGCAGCUCAGUCACCAUCACCACCAACAAGAGGGACAGCGACUCGCGGACGGUCACGCUCAACGACAGGUUCUCCCAGCUCAGGUCGGAUCGUCAGGGCUCGACCGCGCGCCGCCAGGCCGAUGAUCGCUUCGAAAACGUCAUGAACACGCGCACCGGCGGCGGCAGGAACCGCGGUGGUGAUGGAUGGGGUGAUGACAGGGACACCCGUGGAGGAGGACGCUCCUGGGGUCACGAUGACAGAGAUGUCGCCUCGCCUUCCAAUGGCGCUCGCCCUGGACGAGGCGGACGUGAUGGUGCCCUCAGGGGUCGCGGUGGCGGACGAGGCGGUCGUGGUGGUCGAGGAGGCAGGGGUGGAGGCCGCGGCGGCCGCGAUGGCCGCGAUCGCAAGCCCGCCUCCAAGGACGCGCUCGAUGCCGAGCUCGAUUCCUACAUGCUGGGCGAUUCCGAGACCGCCAAGGUGAAGCUUGACGAGGAUCUCGAGAACUACAUGAAGUCGGUCGGCCAGGAAGAAGAGGAGGAGAAGGCCGGCGACGAGGCCGCCCCCGAGGGUUCCGCCGUCGCCGAUGCCCUCGACGAGAAGAAGGAGGAAGACGCCGCCAACUAA
Molecule: messenger RNA, 618 nt
Organism: Acanthamoeba castellanii str. Neff
Lineage: Eukaryota; Discosea; Longamoebia; Acanthamoebidae
Exons: 2
Coding region: 1-618 (205 amino acids)
Source: RefSeq, a predicted model, not a curated record